UCUGAAAAAAGGGAAAGAAAGAAUAGAAAAUAUAAGUGAAUCGUAUUAAUCAGAAAUCUCAGUGGCUCUUGUUUUCAUAUUUCUUCUCCCUGGCGAUUUGGGUUUUCUGGUGGUUAGGGUUUCUACUCCUUGUUUCUUUCUUAACCCGUUUGCGAUAAGGAAGCAAUAAGUGUUCAAGAUAUUUGUAAAACAUCUGGCAUUUUAAUCAAGAUCAUAGGUUGAAGAAAAUGGAGGAUAAUCAGUCCUCGUCGUCGAGAAUGAUUCAACAUGACAUGCAUUUGGCCUCAAGAAAAGCGGAAGAAACUGCACUGAGGCGAUACCAAGCUGCAGGAUGGCUAGAGAGCUUUAUUGGACCAGUAAGUGGAUUAUCAUCGUCAAAGCAUCCAUCAGAGGUUGAAUUUGUAUCAUGUUUGAAGAAUGGUCUUGUUCUUUGUAAUCUAAUUAACAAGAUUCAACCGGGUUCAGUUCCCAAGGUAAUAGAAAGCAGUUCAUCAACAUCACUUCAAUCUAAAUCAGAUGGUGGUGUUCAGCCAUUGCUUGCUUAUCAGUACUUUGAGAAUGUUCGUAAUUUCCUAGUGGCAGUAAAGGAACUAAAUCUCCCUGCUUUUGAAGCUUCAGAUCUCGAAAUGGUUUCACUUGUGGGUGGAUCAAGUGCUAAGAUUGUUGAUUGUGUUUUAGCACUUAAAGGGUAUCAUGAAUGGAAGCAGUGGAAAGGAGACACAAGUGGAUUUCAUAAGCAUACUUAUGCCGCUCUUUCUUCUAGAUCACCAAUGACUCUUUUAGCUGGUAAUGCUAAGAACCUGUCACACACUGCUCCUGGAACUCCCUCGGGCCCUCGUCGGCAGCUGGACAUGUCGUCAUUUGUUAUCAAUGAUGAAACAUCAUCUACAGAAGCUCAAAACCGCAGGACAGAUGAAGAUUUACUAGUCGGGGGACUUGCUCAGUGCCUCGUCAACAUGAAGGAGAAUGUCGAUCAGAAUCUUUUGAAUUCCUUUCAUCAUGGAAAUCUGGACUCUGUGAAGUUAUUUAGCCAGAUAAUGCCAAACUAUUUGCAGGAACACCAAGUCGAUCAAGUACCUGAGGAAUGCAUGAAUGCGGGUAAGUACAAACGCCAGCUUUUACUGAAAGCACAAGAAAGAGAACUUAUGGAUCUCAAGAAACUGUUGACAAGUACAAAGAAGGAAGUUGAAAUCUUACAGGUGCAAUUUCAGAGUGAUCUAGAACAAAUAGGAAGUCAAGUACAGGAGCUUGCAUCUACUGCUCUUGGGUAUGGGAGGGUUGUCAAAGAAAACAGGGAUCUGUAUAAUAUGGUUCAGGAUUUAAAAGGAAAUAUUAGAGUCUACUGUCGAGUUAAGCCUUCUUUUAGUAGUGAAGCAAAAACUGUGAUUGACUUCAUUGGGAAUGAUGGAUCUCUGACGGUAGUAGAUCCAUUAAAAUCCCAAAAUGAUGGGAGAAAAGGUUUUCAGUUCAACCGUGUAUUUGGUCCCAGUGCUUCUCAAGAGGAGGUAUAUAAUGACACCCAGCCACUAAUUCGGUCGGUCAUGGAUGGGUACAAUGUCUGUAUUUUUGCCUAUGGCCAGACGGGGUCUGGAAAAACACAUACUAUGUGUGGCCCAAGUGGCUCAUCUGCUACCGACAUGGGUGUCAACUGUCGAGCCCUGAAUAAUCUAUUUAACAUAUCAUACUCGAGGAAAGAUACGAUGAAUUAUGAACUGCGAGUUCAGAUGGUGGAGAUUUACAAUGAGCAAGUACGAGACCUUCUUACAGAAGACUCAACAAAUAAGAAAUUAGAGAUAGGAAACUGUAUCAGCAACGGAAAGUCGAGUCUACCAGAUGCCACCAUUCACCUUGUUUUGUCCACUGAGGAUAUCCUUAAUCUGAUGAAACUUGGUGAGAAGAAUCGUGCCAUUAGUUCCACAAGUAUGAACAUUCAAAGCAGCAGGUCCCACAGUGUCUUGACAGUUCAUGUGCAAGGAAAAGAUACUUCAGGAAGCUUUCUUCAUAGCUGCCUGCAUUUGGUAGACCUUGCAGGAAGCGAGAGAGUUGAUAAAUCAGAAGUUACAGGAGAGAGACUGAAGGAGGCACAAUAUAUUAACAAGUCUCUUUCCUGCUUGGGAGAUGUGAUAAUGGCACUAGCUCAAAAAAACUCUCACAUCCCUUACAGGAACAGCAAGCUCACUCAACUGUUGCAGAGCUCUUUAGGAGGACAUGCAAAGACAUUAAUGUUUGCUCAUGUGAAUCCAGAAGCUGAAUCUUUGGGGGAAACUAUUAGUACACUGAAGUUCGCGCAGCGGGUUUCUACCGUUGAACUUGGUGCUGCUCGCUUAAACAAAGAAGAUAAUGAGGUUCGAGAACUCAGAAAACAGGUUGAGAUCCUGAAGGCGUCACUAGCAAGGAAAGAAGAACAGACUGUAAAACAUAAUCAAGUAAAGGAACUGGGAUCCCCACGGCAAAUGAUACCAAAAGUAAUGACCGAAAAUACUCCGCCACGAUCUCGACGAUUAAGCAUCGAGAGUUGUACUGCUGUGAAGACAGAGACGUUUACAAAUUCAGAAAACAGGAAAAGGUUGGAAAAAUCAGUUGCUAAAACGAAAGUAAUGACCGAAAAUACUCCGCCACGAUCUCGACGAUUAAGCAUUGAGAGUUGUACUGCUAUGAAGACAGAGAAAGUUACAAAUUCAGAAAACAAGAAAGGGUUCGAGAAAACAGUAGCAAAACCGAAACCUGGAAUCGAGUGUACUCCUAAGCGUUUUCGAAGAUUAAGUUUGGAAGGGCCAGCCUAUGUGAAGGACCUGCAGUUUAAAAGUUCAGAAAAAGAAGUUUGUGCUACCAUUCAGUGUCAACAAAAUAGAGAAACAAACAGUAAAGGCAGAGAUGAAACGUCCCCGACAGAGGGUUGUCACCUUAAUUUUUCUGCUUCACGGAGUCUCACCAGUGGGACUUUCAAGAAAGACGUCAAGGAAAGCACUCAUCCUGUCCAACACCUACUAAAGACACCUGAGCGUGCAACAUGUGGAAAAACUGUGGUUCAAAUUGCUACCCCGAGUGAUUUUGGUUUUUCCACCAGUAAGUAUCAGACUCCCAAUGUUGCUAGUGGUGCUAGUAGAAAACCGUCGCAAAUAAGGAAGUCACUUCAGACCAUUGGAAAGUUUAUCAGUGGCUCUGAGAGAAGGAACCAUCAAGAGUAUCAAAAAGAAAUACAGUUACCCAGCCAUGGGAAUGUCAAUGUGGAUAAUAUGAAGUCACCUUCAAUUGCUAGCAGCAGACCACUGAGGAGGCAAUCACUAACCAGCGCCCAGAUUUCAGGAAUGUCUCGAAGAUCUUCUCUUGGUGGGAAGUCAGAUGACCCAUUUGCAAAUGAGACACGGAGGAAUGCAGUGACACCUCCACCAAUGCAUAAGGAUAAGAGGUGGUUAUAGUAUUGUAGAGAUCUUUUGACUGCUGAAGGACUAAACCAGUGUUAGACAUCUGCGGCUUGAGCAUUUAGGCAAUGUCAUGCUGACAUUUUGGUGAUGACCAGCUGGAGAUAGCCGGAGUCUAGUCUGGUUCACAACUGUGUAUAUGUAGUAGGUUUCAUGAUUUAUAUUGGAGCAUAAAUCAGAGCAUUUUUGUAUUUAGGGAUGUUACAUUAGUUAAUGAAAGGUAUAAGGUUCAAUCCUGAAAAUUGGAUUAUCUCUUAUUGUAAGCAGAUAUCAUACAGUGCUAAGGUUUUUGUUGUUCAAAGAUAAUAAUAAUACCAUUAAUUGUGCAAACAUCUAUACGCUACUAGUUGGUGUGCUUAGUGAUUACAUACUUCUUCUCAAGUAGGCACUUACAUUAGCAACUUAAUAACCAAGUUCAUAAUAUGGGAGAGGCAGAUAUCAUUCAUAUACUAUUGAUUUUCAUUCCUUGAAAUUCGAACAUCGAAGAUAAUGCGACCUUUUUUCCUUCCUGCAGUCUCAUCCAACUCCAUUAGACAGGUAUCACCCAACUUUAACUCAUUUGACACUGCAAAUUCACUCCAACCAUCACGAAGACACAUGUGCUUGGGAUUACAAAGUUUGAUGGGCCACGCCUUGUUUUGCUUACGAUCUCUAAGGAUGAUUGUACUCCCACAGUGCUCUUCCAGAUUGUUACUCCUUACAAAUUGUCAAGGAAUGUUC
Messenger RNA from Papaver somniferum (opium poppy), 4142 nucleotides. RefSeq names its product kinesin-like protein KIN-14L. Gene Ontology annotation, biological process: microtubule-based movement. The coding region runs from base 228 to 3419 and encodes 1063 amino acids. The record is from RefSeq and is a predicted model, not a curated record. Lineage: Eukaryota; Viridiplantae; Streptophyta; Magnoliopsida; Ranunculales; Papaveraceae. The transcript is spliced from 19 exons. Gene Ontology annotation, molecular function: microtubule motor activity; ATP binding; microtubule binding.